AUGGCUGCAGAACUUGUUGGUGGUGCUGUUUUGUCUUCCUUCCUUCAAGUGGCUUUUGACCGGUUGGCUUCUGAUGCAACUCUUCACUACUUCCGAAAGAGAGAAGUGAAUGAGACUCUGGUGAAGAAGUUGAAGAUCAUGCUAAUAUCCAUCAACAGUGUCAUUGAUGAUGCUGAGUAUAAGCAGUUCAUUGAUCCAAAUGUGAGGGCCUGGCUUUUGGAGCUGAAAGAUGCUGUGUACGAUGCUGAGGAUGUCCUGGAUGAGACUAACUAUCUCUACAAAUGCAAGUUGGAAGCCGAAGCUGAACCUCAAACUAGUGUUACUAGCAAGGUACGCAAAUUCUUCAAUGCUUCUGCUACUUCAUUUGACCAGGAAAUUGAAUCAAGGAUGAAACAAGUCCUUGAAAACCUUGAAUUUCUCGAGGGCAGAAAGAUUAGUUUGGGAUUAAAAGAAGGUAACGGUGGUGCUGUUGGAUUUGACAAAAAGUGGAGGACUGAGACAACUUCUUUAGUGGAUGAAGUUGGAAUAAUUGGCAGGAAUACAGACAAAGAAAUUAUCUUUCAACAGUUGAAAAAUGACCGUCACUUCUCUGUGAUUUCAAUAGUGGGUAUGGGUGGGCUGGGUAAGACCACCCUUGCUCAGGUUGUUUAUAAUGAUAAAAGGGUUGAGAGUAAAUUUGACCACAGAUUUUGGGUAUGUGUUUCUGAUGACUUUGAUGUUUUGAGGUUGACAAAAAUAAUUUUCAAGAAAAUCAUGGCGUCUAAUGAUGACACAGGAGAUUUAGAUGCACUUCAAAGUAAGUUGAAGGAUUGGUCAUCUAAAAACAUAUUUCUCAUUGUUCUUGAUGAUGUUUGGUGUGAUGAUUACUUAUCAUGGGAAGAUUUUUUAAAACCUUUCAAAGGUGGGGUUGCGGGAAGCAAAAUUCUCAUCACUUCACGUAACGAGAAUGUUGCCUUAGCCGCCCCCUCUGAUAAAAUAUAUCACCCAGAUCAACUGUCAGAUGAAAAUGAUUUACGAUUCACUAGCUUGAAAAAGAUUCCACCAAAUAUGGGAGAGAUGAAAAAUCUUCAAGUUCGGUCGGCAUCAUUUGAAGUGGGCAAAUGUAAUGAGCUCAACAUCAAACAAUUAGGCGAACUCAAUCUUCAAGGAGAGCUUUCAAUUUAUGAGUUGCAGAAUGUAGUUCAUGGAACGGAUGCCUUACAAGCCAACUUGAAAGAAAAAUGGUACCUUGAGGAGUUAUCCUUCAAAUGGAAUAAAGACACCAAUGAUAAUUCUGAGAUUGAAAGGGAUGUGCUAGAGAAGCUCCAACCUCACCGGAACUUGAAGAAACUAUCAGUCAAGUACUACGGUGGCACAAGGUUUCCAGAUUGGUUUGUUGAUGACACAUUGUCCAACAUGGUGGAGCUCCGAUUAGAAAGUUGUAAGUAUUGCUUGGCAUUGCCAUCGUUAGGCCUUUUGCCGUCUCUCAAGUCACUAUUCAUUGAAAAUUUGGAUGGCAUUGUGGCUGUUGGUGCUGAAUUUCUUGGAAGUGAUUGUCCUAUUGUUCCGUUUAGGUCUCUUGAAACCUUAGUGUUCACGGGAAUGGUGAAUUGGGAGGAAUGGGAUUGUGCGACUGCUUCAAGGGCCUUCCCAUGCCUUAAAGAGCUUCGUAUAAUAGAUUGUCCAAAACUGAAAGAGAAUUUGCCCGAACAACUUCUUUCUUUAGAUGAUCUUGUUAUUAAAGAUUGCCCACAUCUUGUAGCUUUGGUUCCACGAGCCCCAACAAUUCGACGGUUGACUCUUAAAAAAUGUGGAAACGUGCGGUUGGAAUAUAUCCCAUCCACUCUAAAACAACUCCGCUUUUGUGGACCAUGCACGAAGGUGAGUUUGCUUGAAAAGAUUGAGCAAACCAUUAGUAACUCCUGUAUUGAAGAGGUUGCGAUUUGCGACUGUCCGGAUUGGGAGCUCCCAUUGAAGCAACAUCAUGACUCACUUCGUGAGAUACGGAUAGAUAGAAGUUGUGGGUCUCUUGGGACCUUCGUAUUGGAUCAAUUCCCCGCACUUCAGGAUUUGUCUCUGCAUGGUUGUAAUAAUCUUGAAAUGAUUUCUAUUUCAGAGGGGCGCAACCAUGGGAAUCUUACGACUUUGAGCAUUAGGAAGUGUCCAAAAUUCGUAUCCUUUCCGAAAGAGGGAUUGUCCACAAAUGGAAUCGUUGCCAGGGGAUCUGCCACCAAAACUAACGUGUCUUCUUAUCGAAAGAUGCCCGAAACUGUUUGCAUGUCGAAUGCAAUGGGGUUUGCACAAUUAUGA
Molecule: messenger RNA, 2289 nt
Organism: Neltuma alba
Lineage: Eukaryota; Viridiplantae; Streptophyta; Magnoliopsida; Fabales; Fabaceae
Product: putative disease resistance RPP13-like protein 1
Exons: 3
Coding region: 1-2289 (762 amino acids)
Molecular function (GO): ADP binding
Source: RefSeq, a predicted model, not a curated record